Messenger RNA from Lactuca saligna, 363 nucleotides. The record is from the annotation of a GenBank genome assembly. NCBI's taxonomy places the organism in Eukaryota, Viridiplantae, Streptophyta, Magnoliopsida, Asterales, Asteraceae.
AUGAAACUCCCUUGGAAGAAAGACACAAGACUAGGAUUGAUCUUCGCUCGUAAGGAAGGCUAUGUUGAAAUUCAUAGGAUUAUCAUUCCAAUUCUUUCCCUCUCUUCAAAGAUCAUUAAUAUUGCUCAUACUAAAGAUGAUUUGCAUGUUACUGUGGGGAUGCAAAAAUGGAUUUACAAACCCUAUUUGGUUGAAUCCUCUUACUCUGAAGAAGAGAAUGACGAGGAUGACAAUGAAGAAGGUGAUGGUAAUAAAGAAAGGGCUGAUCAAAAAGAAGACAUUGAUGAUGAUAAAAAAGAACUAGCCACUGAUAAGGGAGAAGAUCUUGCUCAAGGAAUGAACUCUCUAAUGGGUGUUAGAUAA